UUAGACAAAAUCGGUGGGGAAAGAUGGCGGCUGUCAUUACAGUGCGGGGUCCAUUCGCGUUUAUGAGACGUCUGGUCUCUGCACGCUUGCACAAGCACUGCUGCUCAAAGAUCCAGACAGCUUGCCUCAUAUACCGACCCCACUCAUAUUCCCUUAGUGUUGGGCAACAGCAUCGCUUCUUUCGCACUAGCUAUGUUGCAGCAAGACCAAUUAUGCCAUUUAAGCUUUCAGAUAUUGGGGAGGGCAUUAUGGAGGUGACAGUUAAAGAAUGGUAUGUGAAAGAGGGUGACAGAGUUUCUCAGUUCGACAGCAUCUGUGAAGUUCAGAGUGAUAAAGCAUCUGUUACGAUCACUAGCCGCUAUGACGGAAUAAUUCGGAAGCUCUACUAUGAUGUCGAUUCAAUUGCACUAGUAGGCACACCUCUUGUUGACAUUGAAACAAAUGCAGGCCAGGUUGAGGGACCUCAGGAGGACGUGGUUGAGACACCAGCCAUUUCCCAAGAGGAGCACACACACCAGGAUAUCAAAGGUCACAAAACUCAGGCAACACCUGCAGUGAGACGGUUAGCCAUAGAGAACAAUAUUAAACUAAGUGAAGUCAUUGGCACUGGAAAGGAUGGGCGCAUUCUCAAAGAGGACAUCCUCAACUUCAUAGCUAGGCAGACUGGGGCCAUUUUACCCCCUGCCCCAUUCCAGGAGAUUCGACCUCCACCUCCAACAUCUGCUGCACCUUUAGCUCCAAAACCAAAAGAAAAGGUGCUUCCGCCCAGUAUUCCCACUUCUGUUGUCCCUAAACCUGUUUUUACAGGCAAAGACCGCACUGAGCCUGUAAAAGGUUUUCAGAAAGCAAUGGUUAAGACUAUGUCGGCAGCCCUGAAGAUCCCUCACUUCGGCUACAAAGAUGAAGUAGAUCUGACACAGUUGGUGCGAUUGCGCGCCAAGCUGAAGGGAUUGUCCGAGUCUCGAGGUGUGAAGCUCAGCUACAUGCCAUUUUUCAUCAAGGCAGCGUCACUUGGGCUCCUCCAUUUCCCCAUUCUUAACGCCUCUGUUGAUGAAAACUGCACAAAUAUCACCUAUAAGGCUGCUCAUAACAUCGGAUUGGCAAUGGACACCAGUCAAGGUCUUCUAGUUCCUAAUGUGAAAAAUGUACAGAUGCUCAGCAUCUUUGAAAUUGCAGUGGAACUCAACCGUAUGCAGACUUUGGGUGCAUCGGGUCAAUUAGGGACCGCUGACCUCACGGGGGGAACAUUCACCCUGUCAAACAUAGGAUCGAUUGGUGGAACCUAUGCAAAGCCGGUUAUAUUACCUCCUGAGGUUGCUAUUGGUGCUUUUGGGAAGAUUCAGGUGCUACCUCGGUUCAACCACAAAGGCGAGGUAGUGAAGGCACAUAUCAUGAACUUCAGCUGGUCUGCCGACCAUCGAAUCAUCGACGGAGCCACCAUGUGUCGUUUCUCCAACAUGUGUAAAUCUUACCUGGAGAACCCCGCCUCCAUGGCCCUGGAUCUAAAAUAAAGACCACACUCUCCUCAAACACAUCUAACAACUGGUGAUGUCAUAUCCCGAAACUACAAAUUUAUACUCCGGCAAAGAGCUCAUGCCAUUUGAGCCACUCCUUCAAUUAUAACGGUUGCACAUUUGAAGAACAUUUGUGUAUUUACACCUUUACAAAGCUUAUAUCCAACUGGUGUUUUGUUGUUUGUUUCCUUUGUGUGUUUUGUUAAGGUUUAAAGUUGUCUCCUGUUGUUGCCUUACUGACGUAGGAUGUUACAUCUACCAGAACGUAUUGUGAAUUUCUGAAUGGUAGAGAAUAUGAACGUAUUAAUAUAACUAUAUGAACACAAACCCAUGAACACUGAUUCGUAAUCAAACUUUCUAGUUACUGUAAAAUCAGAAAGUCACUUCAGUGGCGUUGCACAAUGGUUUUUAAAACGUGUCCACAGUAGUCACAAACAGAGGUGAUAUUUGUUAGUGGAUAACAUCUAAACAAAACAAAAAAAUCUGUCAGGGUGAAUCUCACGGAAACAUGUAGACUCAAAAUUAAAUUUUUUUUUGCAUAAAUUAUUUUUAUUACAAAUUAAGUGUAUUUUCACCAUAAAUUUGCAUACCAUCAUGCGUUUGGAUGUUUUAUUUUUGAGUUUUUUUCUUGUCAUUUUCAUUCAACUGUAAUACAGUAAUAUUUUACAGUAUAACAGUAAAUAAAAUAAUGUAAUAUAAUAUUUUUAAUUAAAAUCAGCACAAGUUAAAGUACAACAAAUAUUUCCAUGAUGUAUAAAUACAAUAUAAAUACAUUAUUUUUUUACAUUCAAAAUAAAUAAAUAAUAUUUCUUUUGAUUUUGGUGUGAAAUAUGACCAGGACGUGUUCUUCUUCACAGUUUUCGUGAGAUUCACCUUCCGAUUUAGUUUUUUAAGAAUGCUGCUUUUCUUGUCAAUCUGAUGUCAUUGUUUUUAAAGGACAAUGGAUAUGUGCAAAAUAUAGAUUCAUUUUGACUGUGGGGAUUUUCUACUGCUGCAAUCUCAUCUUCUCUGGUGUGAUGAUUCUCACAUGGACAUAAAAGUGCUGAAACUGUGAAGUUAAAUGAAAAAUGGGAGCUUCUUUUGUGGACUUUUGAGCAGGGCUGUAGCAAGUAAUUCUGGGCCCCCUGACUAUUUAUUGCCCUGGGCCCCUACCUAUUAAAAUAAUACAGUUUUGAAUUUGUCAAGGGACACCCUUGACAUUUGGGCCCCUAAAAUCAUUACCACUUUUCACCCCACUAGCUACGGCCCUGAUUUUGAGCA
Molecule: messenger RNA, 2774 nt
Organism: Myxocyprinus asiaticus (Chinese sucker)
Lineage: Eukaryota; Metazoa; Chordata; Actinopteri; Cypriniformes; Catostomidae
Product: lipoamide acyltransferase component of branched-chain alpha-keto acid dehydrogenase complex, mitochondrial-like
Exons: 11
Coding region: 24-1511 (495 amino acids)
Cellular component (GO): cytoplasm; mitochondrion
Molecular function (GO): lipoic acid binding; acetyltransferase activity
Source: RefSeq, a predicted model, not a curated record